UGCUGAAUAAUUCAUGAAGAGCGGAAGGGCUGAAUUUUCCUGGAGUGAUGUACAGUGUACGUACUGUAGUGCAGACAAAAGCUGCAAGGCUUCAUAGCAGCUGCUGCUGUUCUUGUUGCUGUUGAUUGCAGAGUGCUGCUUCUCUUGGUAUUUUCACAGCUGGAGCAUCCUUGCUGCUGCCUGCCCUGAACCAUCCUUGCUUGAUGCAUGCUCUAAGCCAUCCCUGCUAGCUGCUGCCCUGGACCGGCUCUGGACCACCUAUUGUCUGGAUGCUGCUAGCUGCCUGCUCUGAACCGUUCUUGCUAGCUGCCUGCUCUAAAACAUGCCUCUAUCUGCUGAGGAUCCUCCUAGCUGAAUGCUCUGGCUUCUCUCUGCUGCAUGGUCUGUGUCUCUGCUUCACAGCCUCCUGACCAGAUAAGGAUGGGAUUUGCCCAGAGGAGUUGAAGCUGAGCUGCAUUCAACAAGAUGUCCAACUUUUCUUCCUCUUCUGUUUGGAGUGCGAGCUCCUCUCUGCUGCUGCUGUGUGAAGAAUCCGCAGGGACCAGAAUCUCCUUGUCUCUCAUCUAUUCGCUGUUAGCCCUCGUGGGGACCUUAUCCAAUGUGAUGGUCAUUUACUUGGUCUUCUCCUUCAAGAAGCUACAGACCACCAGCAAUGCCUUCAUCGUGAACGGCUGCGUAGCUGACCUGAGUGUCUGUGCCCUCUGGAUGCCACAGGAAGCGGUGCUGGGGCUGUUGCCAGCUAACUCCUCUUCUUCUCAUUCAGCAGAAUACAGGCUGCUGCGGGGUGGGCUCCUUGGCCUUGGCCUCACUGUCUCCCUGCUCUCCCACCUGCUGGUGGCCCUCAACCGGUAUGUGCUGAUCACCAAGGCACCCAGCACUUACCAGGCACUCUACCAGCAGAGGCGCACAGGGUGGAUGAUCGGACUUUCCUGGGGACUUGCACUGAUCUUGGUGCUACUGCUGCCUGGGCUCUGGACACAAUGGCUCUCACAGCAGUCAUCCCAGCAGGAGAUCAGCAGUGCCAGCAGCAGUUCACACUACACUGCCCUGCUGGUAGCGCUGGCCAUGCUCAGCCAGACCGUGCUGCUGCUCCAUUGUUACCUGGGCAUCAUGAGACGGGUGCGGGUCAGCGUCAAACGGGUCAGCGUCCUCAACUUCCACCUCCUGCAUCAGCUGCCCUUCCCUGCUGCCCCACCGCCUGCCCGCCGGGUUCAGCGGCGCCUCAGCAGCAUCUCCGUGCUGCUCCUGUGCUGUGUCUUCCUCCUGGACACCCAGCCUGUGGUCUGGGUGAGCCUGCUGGGCUUCUUCCUGCAGUCCGUGCCCCGGGCACUGCAGGUGACCAGCUGGCUUCUCUUCUGCUCCCUGUCUGCAUUCAACCCGUUGCUCUAUACCUGGAAGAAUGAGGAAUUCAGGCGUUCUGUGCGCUCAGUGCUGCCCAGAGGAGAGACCCCAGCUGUAACUGUGGCUGCAGCUGCAGCAGCUGCUGCCCUCCCCACAGUGUCACUGCCUUGCCAGGAGCAGCCGCGGCUGGGUACCAAAGUUGAGAGCCUGGGGAACCUAGUGCUCCAAUGAUCUGCUUGGGGAAUGCAUUCACUUCCAGAGGUAGCAUCUGACACAUUUGGGAUGAGUGUGAGCGUAGAUGACUCACAGAACUGCACAGCAGAAUUCUCCACUCCCUACGGGAAAGACGUUGAACGCUGCCUUACAGACACAGCCAGGUUAAAAUGUAUAUCAAACCAAUUUCCUUCCCUAUGUAAUCAACAUCACCAGGGAUUUACACGAGAUAAAAGCAUUUUAUACCUCUAAAGUCCCUGUCUCAUGUUGUUAGUUUCUCUUUUGCAUUUCUCUCAGCUUGGACUAUGCCACUUAGACUUGUUUAUGGUUGGUUUCACUUCAUUCUCUGGGUCUUUUACUUUAGCAGGAUGUUGGGGUUGCAAAUGCGGCCUUGUAAAAACAUUUCCAGGGAUACUGUUCUAUAGGUCCUGGAGCUGCUCAAACCCCCUCACCAGAGGGUGGUGCUUAAAUGCAUCAUAGGCAUAUUUAAAUGAGGGCCUCAGGGUUCUAGACAGGUACCCAGAAGUUGGGAUACUGAUGCAAACCUGGGGCAGCCCCCACGACCCUCCAUCCCACAAAUCCUCGGCACAUCCGCUUGGGUGGAUGCCCCCUGAAAUGUAUUUGGAGAAGGGCAGCAGGUUCACUCCUCUGCUUGCAUCUUAAGGGGAGGAUGUUAUGCCCGUUCCUCUCCUCCAGUUUCUCCCUUCACCCUGAAGGUUGGUGGGGCUUCUCCAUCUUUCUUUCCCCACCUACCCCUUUGAAGUCCCUCUC
Molecule: messenger RNA, 2325 nt
Organism: Chrysemys picta bellii (western painted turtle)
Lineage: Eukaryota; Metazoa; Chordata; Testudines; Emydidae
Source: RefSeq, a predicted model, not a curated record